CAACGCCGGAGAGCUGGCCAAUCAGCGCAGUGUGCGGUGAACGCCGGCCUCUUCUGAUUGGCCGCCCGUCUCAUCUGCAGAGCAGAAGGAAAACAGCAGUGGAGAAAUCUUUCUUGAUUAUUUUGCGGGGUUGGAAUCUACACGCUGGGGAUUUUCGGGCAGAGUCUGCCGGUGUUCUGGAGACAAAGUGCUGGACAUCUGCGAGAUCACCUCUUCAAGUCCAGAGCCAGCGUGAAAAGGACGUUGUGCGCGAUGACAAUGACGUUAGCAGAGACGAAAGAAAUGUUCCGGUGCGCAGAUGCAGUUUGCUUUGAUGUUGACAGCACUGUUAUACGGGAGGAGGGCAUCGAUGAGCUUGCCAAGUUCUGUGGAGUCGGUGAUGCUGUUACAGAGAUGACUCGAAAAGCCAUGGGGGGGUCAGUAACAUUCAAAACAGCCUUGACGGAGCGUCUGUCCAUUAUAAAGUGCUCAAGGGAACAAGUCAACAAACUGAUAACAGACCACCCACCUCAGCUGACUCCAGGUAUUAAGGAGCUCGUGGAGAGGCUACACCAGUGUAAUGUGAAGGUCUUCCUCAUCUCUGGAGGCUUUCGCUGUAUUGUGGAGCAUGUGGCCACUCAGCUGGGCAUUCCUCUUGACCACGUCUAUGCGAACCGCUUGAAAUUUUACUUCAACGGAGAAUAUGCAGGUUUCGAUGACACUCAGCCUACAGCGGAGUCCGGAGGCAAGGGCAAAGUGAUCAGCCUGCUGAAGGAGAAGUACGGCUUUGAAAAAGUGGUGAUGAUCGGAGACGGUGCUACAGACCUCGAGGCUUGCCCCCCCGCUAGCGCUUUCAUCGGAUUCGGGGGCAACGUUGUCCGGCAGCAGGUGAAGGAGAAGUCCUCUUGGUAUGUCACAAGUUUUGGGGAGCUGCUAAAGGAACUCGAGAAGAUUUAGUGAAUUUAUCUCUUUGCACAUUGUGAAAUGUUUCACCAUCACCAGCUUCGUGCCUUUCUGCUCACUUUUUUUUUAAUGUUUUUUACUCCUUGCACAUUGUUCUAAUAUCUCUGGGUUUUCGUAUUCAGUCUUAUGAAGCAUCUUAAUACACUACAGUGUUUACAAUACAGUAGAAGGCAUAAUGCUAGAAAGCUAAUCUACAUAAUAACUAACGGGCUGUAACUGAAGUCGCACAAUUGUUUGUUUUUCUUGUUUUUAUGAUGGUAAUGCAUUAGUAGAUGUCACUAAAAUGGGUGUAAUUAGUUUUUUUUUAAUAAUGUGUGCAUAUCUCUUAAGGAGACUUUUUAAUUUUGGUACUUACAGAAAUAGAAAGAUUAAACUAUAUUCUAAAGUA
This is a messenger RNA of Pygocentrus nattereri (red-bellied piranha), 1330 nucleotides long. RefSeq names its product phosphoserine phosphatase (gene psph). The record is from RefSeq and is a predicted model, not a curated record. Gene Ontology annotation, molecular function: magnesium ion binding; L-phosphoserine phosphatase activity. Lineage: Eukaryota; Metazoa; Chordata; Actinopteri; Characiformes; Serrasalmidae. The coding region runs from base 253 to 936 and encodes 227 amino acids. The transcript has 6 exons. Gene Ontology annotation, cellular component: cytoplasm. Gene Ontology annotation, biological process: L-serine biosynthetic process; dephosphorylation.